CUCAAAGGACACUGACCUUAUAUGCGAAGUAAGAUUUAGAGCAGAUCUGCAGUGUGUCACUUCUUCAGAGACCAACGGCCAGCAUGAAUCUCAAGCUGUGUCUGCUGCUCCUCUUUCUCUGUGCUGUCAUUAUUCCUGCACAGUUGAAGAAAGAGAAACAUGAUAAACAUGAGGAACAUGGUAAACAUGGGCACCAUGAUAAACCAGGACCACAAGAUAAACAUGGGAGGCCUGGUGGUAAACAUCAUGGAAAGAGAGGCAAAGAAAGACUGGAGAGACUGAAGGCUGAGUUUGAAAGCUCAGAUGACUCUGAUGAUGACGACGAUGCAAACGAUUGGCUGUUUGAGCUUCAAGGUCUAGGAAAAUGCAGUCCAAAUCCAUGCCUGAACGGUGGGGAGUGUGAAGAAAAGAGAGAUAAAUUCAAAUGCAAAUGCCCAAAGCAGUUUGUAGGUAGAAGAUGCGAGAGAGGGAAAAGGGUUUGUAAGAGGGGAACCUGUGGGGCAGGACUGUGUCUUCUGACCCCAUCUCCUCCCUACUAUAAGUGCAAGUGUAUUCCACCAUUUGCACCACCAAACUGCAGAUCAACUGCUCCAUGUAAUCCAAGCCCUUGUCAGAAUAACGGCAGAUGUGUUGUAGACGAGGGUGAUUUUGAUUGCAUCUGUCCCGAUGGUUACAGUGGACAAUACUGUCAAGUAGGCCCUGAUGACUGCUAUGAGGGGGAUGGACAGUCAUACAGAGGGAAGGUGUCUGAGACAGAAGAUGGGGAUGAGUGUCUCGACUGGAACUCUGAGUUCGUUCUGGAUAAAGGAGCUUUUCCUUCAGUGGCAUUUGCAUCUAGUGAAGGCUUGGGACCGCAUAACUUCUGCAGAAACCCUGAUGGAGAUAAGAAGCCAUGGUGCUUUAUAAAGAAGGACAGGAGACUUCGAUGGGAUUAUUGUGAUGUCAGAAAAUGUCCCACACCUGCAACAACUACCAUAAAAAUGGUGUCCACCACUGCUGAAGCUCGACCCACCACAGCUGCAUUCACAGACAGUAUUCCACCAAAAGUAACUACUCUCCAACCAACCGUACCAGCUAAGACAGAUGGCAGCAUAACCCCAGAGAGCACCAGUUCAGCCCAAAUAACCACUACUCCUGUCCCACCAACCACAUUACCAAAGAACUAUACUUUAACAAGGGAUUUUCUUACCUGUGGUAAACCUGAGCCGAAAAAACAAGUAAACCGGAUUUACGGGGGUCUUAAAGCUAUUCCUGGAGCCCAUCCAUGGCAAGUAUCAGUACAGGUUAAGCCUAAAGGAUCCAUCCAAGAGUACAGACACAUCUGUGGAGGCACCCUUAUCAAGCCUUGUUGGGUGCUGACUGCUGCCCACUGUAUUGAUAAAAAGCAUGAUUACAGAGUUAUAUUGGGAGGACUAAAUUUGAUACAAAAGGAGCAAACAGAUCAGACUGUGCUGGUUGAGGACACUAUCAUCCAUGAGAAGUUCAAGGAGACCCCUGAUGUUGUCUACAAUGAUAUUGCUCUAUUAAAACUCAAGGCUACUAAUGGAGAAUGUGCUAAGGAAACUCAGUUUGUGAAGGCCGCCUGCUUGCCCAAAGCACCGUUUGCAGAUGGAACAGAAUGCAGAAUUUCUGGAUGGGGAGCCACAGAGACGUCAGAGUAUGGCUCUGUGCAUUUGCUUGAUGCACAGGUUUUGCUGAUUUCUCAGGAGGCUUGUUCCAGCAAUAAAGUAUAUGCAUCUUUGCUGGAUGACGGCAUGUUUUGCGCUGGCUAUCUCAAGGGAGGAGUAGACUCCUGUCAGGGUGACUCUGGUGGGCCUUUAACCUGUGAGAGAAAUGAAACACACUAUAUCUAUGGUAUAGUGAGCUGGGGAGACAAUUGUGGGGAGAAGAACAAGCCUGGUGUCUAUACCAGAGUCCUUAAAUAUUUGGAUUGGAUCAAUGAAAAAAUUAGUGUCCCACAGUAGCAUGUCCAUGAAAUAUUAGCCACGGUCACAGUGUUUUCUGUUGUGUACUUUGAGCUACCAGCAACGUUUGAGAUAAUUCUUCUGAUGAAUU
Messenger RNA from Sinocyclocheilus rhinocerous, 2055 nucleotides. Its product is annotated as hyaluronan-binding protein 2. Bases 84 to 1964 code for a protein of 626 amino acids. The record is from RefSeq and is a predicted model, not a curated record. The transcript is spliced from 14 exons. NCBI's taxonomy places the organism in Eukaryota, Metazoa, Chordata, Actinopteri, Cypriniformes, Cyprinidae. Gene Ontology annotation, molecular function: calcium ion binding; serine-type endopeptidase activity. Gene Ontology annotation, biological process: proteolysis.